GCUCCACGCGGCGCUGCGCUGCUGAUGGCGGAACGUGCAGGUCUCACCUGUGCUCGUCUCAAUUAAGGGAAACUUGCGCUCUUUUUAUCACCGUGCGCACAAAGUGGCGCAGGUGUGAUGUGAUUUCUGCAGCAGAGGAUGGACGUGCGCAACAGUGCGGCACAGCAGCUGACGGGAAGCGUCCAGGGCUUCGGAUCCUCCUCGGUGCUUGUGACAGGAUGCAGUUCCCGCUCGGACCGAGCCUGUGCCUGCUGGGCUUCCUCCUGGUGUGUGUGUUCCCUCAGCCAGCGCCGGGUCAGGUCUCAUCUCCACGGAGGUUCCGUGCCAAAGUCCUGAGUCCAAACAAGCUGCAGGUUCUGUGGAAGGAGCCCAAAGGAGAGUUUGACAGCUACAAAGUCCUCUACAGCACGCGACCAGGUGGGCAGCAGACGGAGGUUCUGGUGUCCAGGCAGGAGGCCAAGCUGCUCAUCAAGGACUACAACCCGUCCAAAGAGUACAGCUUCAGGAUCAUAGCCGUCAGCGGCGGCCGGGAGAGCAAGCCUCUUCAGGCCAAACACGAAGCUCAGCCGUCAGGUGGUGAGAGGGUUGAGUCCCAGACGGGACCAGACCGAGUUGUCACUGUGGAGAACAACGAGAUCUCAGAAGCUGAAGAUGGGUUCAUGUGUAAGACUCCAGCCAUCGCAGACAUCGUGAUCCUGGUGGAUGGCUCCUGGAGUAUCGGCCGCAUCAACUUCCGGCUGGUCAGGACGUUUCUGGAGAACCUGGUCCGGGCCUUCAGCGUGGAGUUUGAUAAGACCAGAGUCGGCUUGGCUCAAUACAGCGGAGACCCCAGAAUCGAGUGGCACCUCAACGCUCACACCACGAAACAGGCUGUGAUCGAUGCUGUGAAGAACCUGCCUUAUAAAGGAGGCAACACGCUGACAGGUCUGGCUCUGACCUUCAUCAUGGAGAACAGCUUUAAGGCAGAGUCUGGAUCCAGAUCAGGCGUUCCCAAGAUUGGAAUCCUCAUCACUGAUGGGAAGUCCCAGGAUGACGUGAUUCCCCCGGCUCAGAGGCUGAGGGAAGCUGGGAUAGAGCUGUUUGCCAUCGGCGUAAAAAACGCUGACGAGAACGAGCUGAAGGCCAUCGCCUCCGCGCCCGCUGAGACACACGUCUACAACGUGGCCGACUUCAGUGUGAUGAGCGAGAUCGUGGAGGGUCUCACCAAGACCGUGUGCGACCGUGUGGAGCAGCUCGACAAGCAGAUCAAAGGAGAACCGGCCCCCCCGCCCACCUCGGUGGCUCCUCCUCGUGAUCUGGUGACCUCCGACAUCACGGCGCGCAGCUUCCGGGUCAAAUGGACCCACGCGCCGGGUCAGGUGGAGAAGUACCGCGUGGUCUACUACCCUGCCAGCGGAGGGCAGCCGGAUGAGAAGGUGGUCCAGGGGACGGAGAACAGUGUGGAGCUCAACUACCUCAACUCUCUGACUGAGUAUCAAGUGGCUGUUUUCGCCAUCUACCGCAGCUCAGCCAGUGAAGCCCUGAGAGGAAGCGCCACGACACUGGCUCUGCCCAUGGUCAACGACCUGGAGCUGUUCGAUAUCACUCACAGCACCAUGAGGGUCCGCUGGAAGACGGCCGCCGGGGCUUCUGGGUACAUGAUCCUUUACGCGCCCCUGACGGAGGGAGACCCCGCAGAUGAGAAGGAGGUGAAGGUCUCUGACUCGGUGAAGGAGGUGGAGCUGGAGGGACUGACCCCGGCCACCGAGUACACGGUGACCGUUUACGCCAUGUAUGGGGAGGAGGCCAGCGACCCCAUGACCAGCCAGCAGACCACACUGCCUCUGGCUCCGGCCCAGAACCUGCGGUUCUCAGACGUCAGUCACAGCUCCGCCCGCCUCGCCUGGGACUCCGCCUCCAGAAAGGUCCUCAGCUACCGCGUCAUGUACGUGAAGACCAACGGCGUCCAGACCAACGAGGUGGACGUCGGCCGCGUGAACACCUGGUUCCUGAAGAACCUGACCUCGCUGACCGAGUACACGGUCGGGGUGUUCGCCAUCUACGACGAGGGACAAGCUGAGCCCACGACGGACAGCUUCACCACCAAGAUGGUGCCCGACCCGCUGGACCUGAAGAGCAGCGACGUGUCCCCGGACAGCUUCAGGGUGUCGUGGGAGCACCCGGCGCCUGACGUGGUGCUGUACCGACUCACCUGGACGCCCACCGACGGAGGCGACAGCGAGGAGGCGCUGGUGAAUGGAAACGUUAACACCUACCUGAUAAAAGGCCUCAGCCCGCUCUCGGAGUACGAAGUCCUGCUGGCCGCCGUUUAUGGGAACGAGGUGGAGAGCGACGAGGUGGUGCUGGUAGAGACCACAGUGGAGAGAACAACCUCGGUUGCGACCACAACCACCACCACAGCAGCUCCUCGCUUUGGUGUGAGGAACAUGAGGAUCGAUGAGGAAACCACCUUCAGCAUGCGCGUGUCCUGGCAGCCGGUGGACUCCAGGAACGUCCGGCACUACCGGCUGAGCUACAUCAGUGCCAGGGGCGACAGGGCGGAGGAGACGGUAAGACUCCACCCACAGCAUCCGCCCAUCAUGCUCCCACAGCUACAGCUUCCUAUUAGAACCAACUCGUACAGCAAGUGGUCCAAAGUGUCUGCUGGUCUCUGCCUGCAUCCAUCCCAGUCUGGACGCGACAGAACCAGUGGGGCUCAGGGUGGGUUCAGGUUGUCGACUCAUGGAGCUUCUUCUGGAACAGGAGGAGGAAGAUGCCACUGGAACAAAACCCAAACUCUGCAGACAGAGUAUGGAUGCGGACGAUGAGAUGCGCGGUAGAGAGUAGGAUGAUGAUGAUGUAAAUAGUGGCAGAUUCUCCAAGUGUUUGUUCCAGCAGAGAACGGAGACGAGCGGAUGGCAGGUCUUCACUCUAAUGAGCCACAGUGAGACGCCGACAGGGAGACGGAGGCGGCGAGAAGCACGAACUCGCUGCCGAGCACAUGUUGAUGGAUGCACG
This is a messenger RNA of Betta splendens (Siamese fighting fish), 2997 nucleotides long. RefSeq names its product collagen alpha-1(XIV) chain-like. The transcript is spliced from 19 exons. NCBI's taxonomy places the organism in Eukaryota, Metazoa, Chordata, Actinopteri, Anabantiformes, Osphronemidae. Gene Ontology annotation, molecular function: protein binding. Gene Ontology annotation, cellular component: interstitial matrix. Bases 219 to 2807 code for a protein of 862 amino acids. The record is from RefSeq and is a predicted model, not a curated record.